UUUUGUCGGCAAUUCCAACCAAAACCCACCCCAAGUUCCUUCUCUCUCCGUGUGUCUUGCAAAAACCCGAAGCCCCAAAACCCAAAUCCCUGUUUCUCUCUCUUCGAAGCUUUGUUGAACCUCCGUCGAGUUAAGGAUGUUAUGGAAUUCAAGAGAGUUAAUGGAGUUGUGAAGUUCUCCAAGUCUUUAUAUGUCGGAGGUAAAGAAUGGAUCGAGUAUGAGAAGUUGGGCUUUGGAUUAUAUCUUAAGAGCACCGCAACCAAUCGUAUAAGCUUAAGGGUGAAUUCUCAUUCGAAGGAAAGUAGCAUUCAUGAGCAAAAUGGUAACCAUAAUGCAACAAAAACAUGGACAACUUCCAACAAUAUAUUCACAUUGCACUAUACUGAGAUACCUGAAGAUCAACAAAAGUUUCCCCCAUUGGUUACCGCAUUACAAACAGCAAUGGAAGAAAACCCAGCAACUUUUCAGUUCCCAGGACACAACCGAGGGCUGGCAGCUCCAUCUUCCUUUAGUCGACUCAUCGGUGAAUGGCCUUUCCUACAUGACGUAGGAGAACUCGACGAUCUUUUCAACCCGGAAGGCCCCAUUUUAGAAGCUCAAAAGGAAGCAGCAAAAGUAUUUGGUGCAGCAGAAACUUGGUUUCUUGUUGGAGGUACAACUUGUGGUGUUCUUGCUGCUAUUAUGGCUACUUGCAAGCCUGGUGAUACAUUGAUUUUACCUCGCAAUUGUCAUUUAUCUGCAAUUUCUGCAUUGGUUUUAUGUGGAGCGAUACCAAAGUACAUAUUUCCUGACUAUGAUUCUCAUUGGGAUGCUACAACCAGUGUCUCUCCAUUAGAGGUAGAGAAGGCAAUCAAGGAAUUGGAAUUAGAAGGUAAAAAACCAGCUGCAGUCUUCAUAACUUCCCCUACAUAUCAUGGCAUAUGCAGCAAUGUAGAGGACAUCUCUACAUUGUGUCAUUCACGCGAUAUUCCUCUGAUAGUCGAUGAAGCUCAUGGGGCGCACUUCGGUUUUCAUCCACAACUUCCAAUAUCAGCACUUCAGCAAGGGGCUGAUGUGGUUGUGCAAUCAACUCACAAAGUGCUGAUGUCUCUAACUCAAUCAUCAAUGCUGUAUCGGCGAAGUUUACUUGUAGACAAGGAAAAAAUCAGCAGAUGUCUUCAGAUACUUCACAGUACUAGCCCGAGUUUCUUGCUUUUAGCCUCACUUGAUGCUACUACAGCAGAGUUGAAGCAAAAUCCGGAACUUGUUUUUGACAACGCGAUUCAAUUAGCCAGGAAGGCUAAAGCCAAACUUAAACAGAUUCCAGGCAUAACAGUCCUUGAUUCUCCUAAUACCGAUCCCUUAAGAGUGACUGUUGGUGUACAUGAUCUCGGUGUUCCUGGAUAUGAAUCAAGGGACUUUCUGUACAAAGAUCAGAAGGUGCUUCCCGUUCUAACUGGGUAUCGCGCCAUCACAUUUCUGUUUACUCCAGGGAGUUGUAGGGAACAUGUUGAUAGGCUUGUCGCGGGGUUCAAGCAUCUAUCAUUGUCUUUCUUUCCAUGCAAGACGAAGAUGCAGGAAGUUAACCACGCUACUUUAAAACCAUUUGUUGAUAUUGAUAUGAAACUAACUCCAAGAGAGGCAUUUUUUUCUGACAAAAGAAAGGUAGAUAUAAAAGAUACAGUUGGGAAGAUAUGUGGAGAACUUAUAUGUCCAUAUCCACCGGGAAUUCCAGUAAUGAUUCCAGGUGAGGUGAUAUCAGAAAAAGCUUUGGAUAUUUUGCUGCAAGCUAAAGCAAAUGGUGCUAAAAUUUCAGGAGUUUCUGACCCUCUUUUGUUGUCCGUUGUUGUAUGCGAUAUUUAAGUUACUUCUUCUGUCUCAAAAAGAUGUUAUUUGCAACGUUGACACUAUUCAUAAGUGGAAAGAAUAUUCUAAUUUUUUUUCUUAAUAUAUAAGAAAAAAUAGUCAUGUGAGG
Molecule: messenger RNA, 1954 nt
Organism: Beta vulgaris subsp. vulgaris (sugar beet)
Lineage: Eukaryota; Viridiplantae; Streptophyta; Magnoliopsida; Caryophyllales; Amaranthaceae
Molecular function (GO): catalytic activity
Source: RefSeq, a predicted model, not a curated record